AAAAAUGUGAGCAACGAAAGAGUUGGAAUAAACGUUUUUUGUAUCGUCUGGUUGUGUCAGACAGUGUCGGAGAUCAAUUAUUAUCGCCUGCAGAAUUAUAUACCAUAAUAUGCAAGCACAGGAUUCGAAGAACAAUGAAGAAAGAGAUGAGAAAGAAGAAUUAAAAUAUACUCCAUUUCGUUCAUCCCUUUCUGAGGCCAAGGAUGCAGAAUCAACGAUAUUACUAUUGCAAUCUAAGGAAAGAGCUAUCUUGUUGGCAGCUGUAGAGGCUUUAUCAAAGUAUGCUAGUAAGUCGAAAGAUAACGUAAAGAUACUUUUCGACCUUGGUAUCGUGAAUGAUGUUCUUCCUAUUAUUGAACACAAGGAUUUAUUUAUUCGAAGAUUUGCUGCAAAAUUAUUGGUAGAAAUGAUGGCAAUGCCAGAGGUAACGAGUUAUUUCAUUGAGUCUAAUUAUUUAUUACAUUUUAUGGAACUAUUAACAAGUGAAGGAGAUAUCUUUAUGCAAGAAUAUUUUUCUGCGAUACUUGCAAGAAUCUCUAGAAAUCCAUAUGCUUCUGUUCUUCUGGUGGAACAUUGUUUAAACAUGAAUUUUCUUUUUGAUGGGAUACAAUCAUUGGAUCCAGAUAUACAGAAAAAUAAUAUGGAGAUUCUACAUAAUUUCAUGCAGGAUCCUCUAAUUGCAUGUAAAAUUUUGAAAACUGAGAUUUCCGGUAUUGGAUGAUAUCUUUCGAUUUAAAUAUUGUCCACUGGAGCCUAUUUAUGUAGUAAAUUGUGUACCAUCAUCAACUCUAUCGAAUGCUUUACGGACAGUUUUUAAAGGUAAUAAAACAUUACGUAAUGCAAAAUUAAAUCAUAAU
Camponotus floridanus (Florida carpenter ant) is the source of this 857-nucleotide messenger RNA. RefSeq lists its product as uncharacterized. The record is from RefSeq and is a predicted model, not a curated record. NCBI's taxonomy places the organism in Eukaryota, Metazoa, Arthropoda, Insecta, Hymenoptera, Formicidae. The coding region runs from base 110 to 721 and encodes 203 amino acids. The transcript is spliced from 4 exons.